This is a messenger RNA of Aspergillus clavatus NRRL 1, 1380 nucleotides long. Its product is annotated as FAD-dependent oxidoreductase. The record is from RefSeq and is a predicted model, not a curated record. NCBI's taxonomy places the organism in Eukaryota, Fungi, Ascomycota, Eurotiomycetes, Eurotiales, Aspergillaceae. The transcript has 2 exons. Gene Ontology annotation, molecular function: FAD binding; monooxygenase activity. The coding region runs from base 1 to 1380 and encodes 459 amino acids. Gene Ontology annotation, biological process: secondary metabolite biosynthetic process.
AUGACUCGGGAUAUACCGUCAUCCUCUGGCCUCCCUUCCAGUGGGAUUAAAGUGAUUGUUGUCGGAUUGGGACUGGCCGGCCUCACGACCGCGAUUGAAUGUCAUCGAAACGGACACUCGGUCACUCUCUUGGAAAGAAUUACGCAGUUGAAACAUGAUGCCGGCGAUGGAAUUGCGAUUGGUCCCAACGCCGCACGCAUCGUGCGACAAUGGGGUCCGGAGGUGAUCGAGGAGAUCGAUCGCACUCGAUGCGACGCGACGCACGCCGAUAUGCUGGACCACUGCGACAAAUUCAUUGCCCGCAAUGAGCUUCCCGGCAAGGGCCAGCAGUUUGUGACCAACCGGGCCAAGUUGGUGUCGAUCUUGUACGAGUACGCGAAAGGACUCGGGGUUGACAUCCGAUUCGGCGCUCAAGUGAGCGAAUACUGGGAAACCGGCGACGAGGCCGGCGUGGUCGUGAAUGGUGAGGACAGGCUGACCGCCGACUGCGUCGUGUGCGCCGAUGGCGUCAAUGGCAUGUCGCGGCAAUUCAUCACGGGCGAGAAGGUGGACCGAACCCGCAAGGAGACGGGGUGGGCGACGUUCCGCGCUCACAUCGAUACCAACAGCGAGCCCUUCGCCAGCGACCCCGAGGCACAAUGGGUGCUGAAAGGGACCAGCGAGCAGGACCAAGCCUACGCGUGGUUUGGCGAGGGAGUCAACAUGGCCAUGUUGACCAUGGGACGGGGCAAGGACUUGGUCUGGAUGACUACGCACUGGGACUGCCAUGGGGCCCAGGAGACCUGGAGUGGAGGAGGCGUGCACGCCAAAUUGGAGGAUGCGAUGGCAGCAAUUGACCACUGGCCCGGCAAGGAGAGAAUUCAAGCGGUGAUCAGACAUACCAAACCCAGCAAGCUGGUGAACCAUCCGCUGGUCUAUCGGCCCCCGCUGAAGACAUGGAUCUCGCCCGGUGGUCGAGCCAUCCUCAUUGGCGACGCGGCGCAUCCCUACUUCCCAGUCGUGGGCCAGGGAGGCAGUCAAGGGAUGGAGGAUGGAGCGGUCAUUGCGGUGACUCUCACCCUCGCUGGCAAAGACCGGGUUCCUCUCGGUUUACGAGUCGCCGAGAAGAUCAGGUAUCCGCGGGCCAGCGUGAUCCAGCUGGGUAGUUCGGCCCUGCAAGAGGCGCUGUUACGGCCGGACUGGGAGACGGUGGCCAAAGAUCCGGAUCUAUUUCGCUUCCCGAACCCCGACUGGGUCUUCAACCAUGAUUGUCAGGAGUAUACCCACCGAGAGUUUGAGACGGUGGUCCAAGCAAUCCAGACGGGGAGCGAGUAUGUGCCAUCGAACAUUCCUCCUGACGGGGUGUAUCGGGUGGAAAACACAUACAAAGUGGAGGCCUAG